Messenger RNA from Perca fluviatilis (European perch), 786 nucleotides. RefSeq names its product major histocompatibility complex class I-related gene protein-like. NCBI's taxonomy places the organism in Eukaryota, Metazoa, Chordata, Actinopteri, Perciformes, Percidae. Gene Ontology annotation, cellular component: external side of plasma membrane. The record is from RefSeq and is a predicted model, not a curated record. Bases 40 to 786 code for a protein of 248 amino acids. Gene Ontology annotation, biological process: immune response. The transcript is spliced from 6 exons.
UACAGUCUCUGUCUCUCAGGUGUCCACAUUAUCCAGCAGAUGACUGGUUGUGAGUGGGACGAUGAGACUGGAGAGGUCAAUGGUUUUAAUCAGUUUGGUUAUAAUGGAGAAGACUUCAUAGUAUUCGACCUGAAGACAUCGACAUGGACCGCUGCAAAACCACAGGCUGUCAUCACCAAACUGAGUUGGGAUGCUGACAAAUAUAGAAUACAGUUCUAUGAGAAUCACCUCACUCAUAUGUAUCCUGAAUGGCUGAAGAUGUAUUUGCAAUAUUGGAAGAGCUCUCUGCUGAGAAAAGAUCUUCCCUCAGUGUCUCUCCUCCAGAAGUCUCCCUCCUCUCCAGUCAGCUGCCACGCUACAGGUUUCUACCCUGACAGAGCCAUGAUGUUCUGGAGGAAAGAUGGAGAGGAGCUUCAUGAGGACGUGGACCUCGGAGAGAUCCUCCCCAACCACGAUGGAUCCUUCCAGAUGAGUGUUGACCUGGACCUUUCAUCAGUCCCAGCUGAAGACUGGAGGAGGUACGACUGUGUGUUUCAUCUCUCUGGUGUGGAGGACGACAUCGUCACCAAACUGGACAAAGCAGAGAUCAGGACCAACAGAGAGAAUCCUUCAGACAGGACCAUUCCCAUCACUGCUGCAGUGGCUGUUCUUGCUGUCGUCCUCGCGCUGCCACUGGAUUUAUUUUUACAAAAAGAAGAAAGGUACGAAAUGUUUGGCUGUGUCGUCUCCCAGAGUGGUGUGCACGUGCUGACCCGACCUUCCUACUUUGAAGAGAGGGAGAACUAG